AUGCGCCUUGUCAAGCGAAAUAUCAACGACGACGGGAGUGGGAGUGUCACGCUGUGCCCCGAGGAACCUGAAGACAUGUGGCAUGCUUAUAACCUGAUUCGGCCCACAGACCUCCUCACUGCCUCUGCCAUCCGGCGGGUGACCACCGAAUCCUCUUCGACGGGCUCUACGUCAUCUCAACGUGUCCACACGAAUCUCACGAUACGGGUCAAGUCGUUGGAUUUCGACCCCCAGGCCGGACAGCUGCAUGUGUCGGGCCAGAUUGCACGAGAGAACAGGUAUACUAAGAUCGGGCAAUUUCACACCCUCGACCUCGAGCUGCAGCGCAACUUCACCCUUGAAAAGGUGGUCGAGGGAAGUGAUGGGUCAGAGGGCUGGGAUAGUGUCGCGCGUGCACAGCUAGAAGAGGCUAUAGACCCUACGAGGGGCACUGAAGCGGUCGCAGUCGUCAUGCAGGAAGGACUGGCCAACAUUUGCUUCAUCACACAGUUCCAGACCGUCUUGAGGCAGAGAGUUGAGGUCUCGGUCCCGCGAAAGCGGACAGGCGCCGGAAGAUCGGCGGAUCACGACAAAGGCUUGACCAAGUUCUACAGUACCGUGCUGGACACGCUGCUAAGACAACUUCAAGGCCUGAUGGAGCACAAAGAUAACAGCACGAGUUUCCCAAUCUUACUUGCGAGUCCCGGAUUCACGGCCGCAGGCUUUCUGAAACAGAUCAGCGAGACCGCCGCUACAAAAGGGGACAAGAUGCUGCAAGACUUGGUGAGGAGGAAUGCUUUUAUCGUGAUCCACAGCAGCUCCGGCCACCUCCACAGCCUCAACGAGGUUCUCAAAAGCCCAGAGGUGUUAGUGAGGUUGAAAGAUACAAAAUAUGCUCGGGAGACUGCGUUAAUGGACGAAUUCUAUGCUCUCCUACGCAAGGACGACGGACGAGCAUGGUACGGUCCGACAGAGGUCGAAGCGUGCGUUGAAAAGGGGGCUGUGGGUCGUGGUGGAGGAGUUCUGUUGAUCAGCAACGCCCUGUUUCGAAGCCAGGACGUCGCGACGAGACGAAGAUGGGUCAGGCUUGUCGAUCGAGUGAGAGAGGUGGAGGGCGGCGAAGUCAGAGUCCUCAGUAGCGACCAUGAGAGUGGGAGACGGCUGGAAGGCUUGGGAGGUAUUGCGGCCAUCCUUACAUUUCCUAUUGAAGACAUAGAAUCGGAGGACGAAGGCGAGGACGCUGAGCAGCCUGACGACGAUGUCGAAGAAUCAUAA
Molecule: messenger RNA, 1254 nt
Organism: Fonsecaea nubica
Lineage: Eukaryota; Fungi; Ascomycota; Eurotiomycetes; Chaetothyriales; Herpotrichiellaceae
Product: mRNA surveillance protein pelota
Exons: 2
Coding region: 1-1254 (417 amino acids)
Biological process (GO): ribosome disassembly; nuclear-transcribed mRNA catabolic process, non-stop decay; RNA surveillance
Cellular component (GO): cytoplasm
Source: RefSeq, a predicted model, not a curated record